Messenger RNA from Caenorhabditis elegans, 1387 nucleotides. RefSeq names its product Zinc finger CCCH-type with G patch domain-containing protein (gene zgpa-1). The coding region runs from base 1 to 1299 and encodes 432 amino acids. Gene Ontology annotation, cellular component: nucleus. NCBI's taxonomy places the organism in Eukaryota, Metazoa, Nematoda, Chromadorea, Rhabditida, Rhabditidae. The transcript is spliced from 4 exons. The record is from RefSeq and is marked reviewed. Gene Ontology annotation, molecular function: nucleic acid binding; metal ion binding.
AUGUCUGAGCUGGAAAAUUUGAAAGAUCAAAUAAAAAGAAUAGAUGAAAUGAUUGUUCAAGAGACUAAUGAAGAAACUAGGGUGGAAUAUGAACAAACUAAAAUGGAUUUAGAGGAACUCGUUUCUUUGAUGGAAGAAGAUGAAGAAAAAACUCAAAAAUCUCCAGAUGAUGAUGAAAUAGAUGAACAAGAUGAAGAUUCAGCUGAAAUUGACGAUACAUCGACAGAUUCUCUUCUCGGCUCUCGGUGCAUGGUUCCAUAUGAUUCGGAUCGAUCUCUUUCACUUCAUACAGCCAUCAUAAUGGAAAUUGAAUCGUCAAAGCGUGUUCGUGUACUGUUUUCUCAUCCAACAUGUUCUGCAAUGAAACCAUGCACACAUUUUCUCUCAUCUUCAUGUAAAUUCAAUGAAAACUGCCGAUUUAGUCAUGGAUAUUCUGUGGAGCUUGAAAGAAUUCAAGAUUACCAAGUGCCGGACUAUUCAUUUAUUGUGGAAGAAGGAUUAGUACUUGUGAAAGGAAUGUCUGAUAUUUGGGAGUUGGGUAGAAUUAGUGCAAUCGAUACACAGAAUGUUGCCGUUAAGGUUUUGAAAAGUGGAAUUGAGAUUUCAUCGAAACGGAAAGAUUUGGUACCAAUAGGGGAAGUUGAAGAGCCGACUAAACAAGAACAAAGCUCAGAAUCAUGGAAAGAAUUAAAACAAGAAACACUUGGAAAUGUUACUGUUGGAGAUUUGGGGAAAUGGAAUGGAGGAGGUGUUGGUAUGAAGUUAAUGAUGAAAAUGGGUUAUAAAGUUGGAGAAGGACUUGGGAAACGAAGUGAUGGAAUUGUACACGCAAUUCAAGCAAGAAUUUGUAAGAAAAAUGCUUCUCUUGAUGAAGUGAUGACACGAAAACGAAAAUUUAUUGAUAGAAAAGAAGUUCAAAAAAACAAAAACAUCAAGAAGCUGAAGACUACUGAUGAGUCCGAAAUGGAUAUUUUUGCUUUCAUCAACAGAAAAUUGGAGAAGAAAAACGAAAGAACGUUUGCUGAUGUACGUAAAGAGACUCAGGAAAUGGCUGGAUAUUCAUCAAAAACGCUUGGCGCAAAAAAUCUGGAUCUUGAAUUAGAACUAAAGCAAUUGAAAGAAAAACAGAACAAAUUAAAAAGUGGAAUUCAACGGAAUCGUGGUGAUAAGAAUACAGUUUCCAAAAUGAGUGAAUCUCUACGGGAAGUCGAUGCAAAGAUAGAGAGUAUCAAUCGAAAGUUGAAUAGAAUUCAAAGCGAAGUAAGCUCGAGGAAUUCCAAAAGAAAAAAUGAAUUUUAAAUGUUUGUUUAAUAUGUACUGUAAUAUACAACUGAAGUUUUUUUUUGUAAUUUUCGAAAGUUUAAAAAUAAUAAUAAAUAAUUUAUUU